ACCGAACGCUCAACGCCUUUUAAAAACAAUAAAAUAUUGUGCCCAAUCCUCCUAGUCCUAUCAAAUUAAGUACUCAAAAAUUCCCAAUUUCUAGGGUUUCAUUUUCCUCUCAAAAACCCUAUUUUGCUUACAAUUCAAUCACAAUAAUUCAUAUAUGCAACCGCCAAGCACAUUCCAAAUUGGAUUCAAAUUCAUAUAAUUCAUAUACGUAUAUAUAUAUAUAUAUAUAUAUAUAUUUAUUUUUGGUAUUAAUUUCAUUAUGAUGGUAUUUUUCUUCCUUCGUUUUGCUCCUUGUUCGCUUAUUAAUGCAAUUAAGCUUACUAAUCUUCGUGUUUUUGGUCCUGGUUUGAAUCCUUUUGCUCCUUACAACUUAGCUAAUCAUUCCUCUCGCUAAACCCCUCCUAAUUUUUUUGACUACUUUGCUUAUUUGGUUCUUUUUUUUUUUUCAAUCAAUCAUGUAAAUUGAAGUAAAGGGGUUUUCGAUAUUACCGCCUUUUUUCGGGUUUUAGUUGCUCAAGAAUUUGGGAAUAAGUGAAGGAUUUUGGGAGAUUAUUGCCUUUUUUGGGUCUUAGUUGCUCAAGCAUUACUGGGUUGUUGUCAAAAUCGGGAGUUUGAGGUUUCUUGGUUUGUUUUUUCAAUCAAUCAUGUGAAUUGAACUGAAGGGGUGUCGAAAUUAUCGCCUUUCUUGGGUCUUAGUUGCUCAAGAAUUUCUGGGUUGUUUGAGAAUUUGGGAAUUAGUGAAGGGUUUUGAGAAAUUAUUGCCUUUUUGGGUCUUAGUUGCUCAAGAAUAUCUGGGUUAUUUGAGAAUUUGGGAAUUAGAGGUCUAUCAAUCAUGUAAAUUGAAGUAAAGGGGUUUCAAAAUUAUCGCCUUUUUUGGGUCUUAGUUGCUCAAGAAUAUCUGGGUUGUUAUCAAAAUCGGGAAUUAGUGGUUUCUUGGUUUUUUUUUUUUCAAUCAAUCAUGUGAAUUGAAGUGAAGGGGUGUCGAAAUUAUCGCCUUUCUUGGGUCUUAGUUGCUCAAGAAUUUCUGGGCUGUUAUCGGAAUUGGGAAAUAGUAACAGUCUCGUUGGAAAGAUUAUCAAGAACUAGAGGUUUGGUGGAUCAUUUUUUCGAUCAAUUAUGUGAAUCGAAGUGAAGGGGUUUCCGGAAUUAGUGGCCUCUUUGGGGUCAUACUUGCUCAAGAAUUUCUGGAUUGUUUUCGAUAUAGGGAAUUAACAACAAUCUCAUCAUAAAGUUUAUUGGGAAUUUACAAUAAUCUGUGUUUAGUGAGGUAAAAGAUCCUUGAUUAUUAGUAUUGAGAAUUACUCAUAGAGUUCUGUGUUCGAACUUGUUGAUGUGAGGGAUCAUUGGUGAUGUAAAAGAUCUUUGAUUUUAGUAUUGAGGAUUACUCAUAGAGUUAUGUGUUCAAACUUGUUGAUUGCGAGGGACUAUUGGUGAUAUAGAAGAGCUUUGAUAUUAGUAUUGAGAAUUACUCAUAGACUUCUGUGUUUGAACUUGUUAAUUGUAAGGAAAUAUUGGUAAGUUGUGUUGCGGUUGAGGUUUGUGUCGGUUUAAUAAAAAGGGGAAACAGAAAAAGGAAGAUGGAAGAAGAGCGAUUGAAUAUAAGUAGGCGAUCGAGAAGAAUGCAGAUUGUUGCAGGUGGUGAUAUGGAUGACCGAGGCUGGACUCUGCUUCAUGUUGUUGCUAGGAAAGGUGACCUGAAAGAGGUCAAAAGACUUCUUAAUGAAGGCAUGGAUGCAAAUGUGACUGCUGGGGGGCCUAAGUCACUUGGUGUGACACCACUUCAUCUUGCUGCUAAGGGUGGUCACCUCCGAGUUAUGGAUGAAUUGCUUGAGAGAGGUGCUGAUAUUGAUGCACGAACCAAGGGUGUCUGUGGGUGUAAGUAUCUAUUUUCAUGGACUCCACUCCAUCAUGCAGCUAAAGAAAGAAAGAGGAAAGCAAUCAGAUUCUUGAUCAGAAACGGUGCAUUUUUGCCAGAUGACAUCCAUGAUACCAGGUUCAAUCCACCACUCCACUAUUGUCCUGGUCUUGAAUGGGCUUACGAGGAGAUGAAGCUGCUGCAACUAGAAAGUUCAUCAUCUGGCGAGGCCUCUUACAGCUCGGAGAGCUGAGGUGCAGCCUCUGCUUGUUCCACAAGGAAGAAACAUGAGCAUCCACGUUCUGUAUUUCUCCAUUCAUAGUCAACUUCGUCACAUCUAGAAUCGUUCUCAGUAAACUCCACAGUUGCAGUUGGAUUUGGAGUCCUGGAAUAUGGUUGUAGACUACGUCGUGAUGUGAUAUUCACUGGAGGUAGAUAUGGUAGUUAUAGGAACACUAUAUGUCUGUCUGCUAUCUGGAUGUCUCUCUGAAUUUUCUAUACAAACUUAGUCUGAGCUUUAUUAAACCUUGUGGUGUAAACAUUUCAUUUGCCAUUAAUCUUUCCUAUGCCUUUUUUGAUAAGAGUAUUUCUACCAGCACCAGUUACUUGGUCGACUCAUCUUGCUGGGAAGUCUGGAGAAUGCAGCACAAAGUGAAUGGGCAAUGUGCUGUGGGUCAGUUUCGGGUUGGGGAGCGCCGAGAGACCAGAAGAAUGACAAUGGGUUAUUAAACUUAAAAUCAACAGAGUAAUUUUGUCACAUCACAACAUUAGCAAUUGGAUAGAAUUUUAAAGAGCCAAGAAGCCAUAGGAAUUAAAAUUUCUAAUUACAAAAUAAACUU
This is a messenger RNA of Capsicum annuum, 2694 nucleotides long. RefSeq names its product phytochrome-interacting ankyrin-repeat protein 2. The record is from RefSeq and is a predicted model, not a curated record. Lineage: Eukaryota; Viridiplantae; Streptophyta; Magnoliopsida; Solanales; Solanaceae. Gene Ontology annotation, molecular function: protein binding. The transcript is spliced from 3 exons. Bases 1578 to 2108 code for a protein of 176 amino acids.